Molecule: messenger RNA, 378 nt
Organism: Trypanosoma conorhini
Lineage: Eukaryota; Euglenozoa; Kinetoplastea; Trypanosomatida; Trypanosomatidae
Exons: 1
Coding region: 1-378 (125 amino acids)
Source: RefSeq, a predicted model, not a curated record
AUGAGGGCCAAAAUGCGGUUCACCGCCACACCGUACGUCACAACUCGGACUUCGGUGAGCAAACCAAAGCGACGAUACGCCUCCAUCGCGACCGCACGCAUCUCCUGCUGCGCACUGAGCCGUCGCAUGGACCCAUUUUUUUUUUUCAGCUGGCGCUGCCUUAGAGAACGUUGCCGCGACCCCCCUCAACGCCGCAUGCCCGCGCAGGGAGACGCACACGCCGACCCCGCUGCGUUGUUGUUGUUGUUGUUGUCUUACUUCUGCUUCGACCUCCGCGGAUGCCCGUGCGCCUUUGCCGUUUCCCAGCCGCCGCACCGGCCCGGCGAGGCCAGAGAAGCGGCGGGGAAACCGCAGGGGCUAAAACGCAGGAAGGCAUAG